GUUGUCCGCAAAUAAAUGCGCCCAAAAGCGCGGCAAACUUGGCAAUAUGACGCGAAAAUAAUGAAAAGUUUUUCCACACUAAUAAAUAAAUUGUGUUUAAUAUGAAUGAAUAAGAGUUUGUUACAGUGAGUGAAAAUAUAAAUAAAAUAAUAGUUUUCUUAAAAUGACGACAAAAUUAACAUGGGCUCUGUGGCAUUGGUGCUGGUGUAUAAUUAUAGCUGCCCUGAAUACAUCCCAUGGAGAAAAAUUUAUGCUUGGGUACUUAACGGGAUCGCAACGCCGGCCAGGCGACUUAAAUUAUCAAAAACCUGGAAGAGUUUUAUCCGGGGCAAUCUCAAUGGCAGUCGAUGAAGUAAAUGAAAAGCUACUCGGGCCUAUGGGACAUUCAUUAGACUUCGUAGUUGCUGAGACCUAUGGCCAAGAAGAAGUUUCAAUACGACAGGUUGCGGCUUUGUGGGCUGCAAAUGUAUCCGCGUUCAUCGGUCCGCAAGAAACAUGCGUGCACGAGGGCCGGAUGGCGGCCGCCUUCAACUUACCCAUGGUCAGCUAUUUCUGCAGAGACGUAGCGAGUUCCAACAAGCGCGUGUACGCAACAUUCGCCCGCACCCGACCUUCGGACAUCGACAUUUCGCGCUCAGUCGUCGCCGUGCUCACGCAUUUUAAUUUCAUGCAUAUCGCCGUCGUCUAUUUAAAAGCACCGAACCAUGACUUCUCUCGACUGGCUGGUGCGAUAAUAACAGCAGCUAAUGAAAAAAAAAUAUCAAUUCGCACAAAACAAGUGUACCGUCAACCUUAUUAUUAUGGAGAUAUACCUGAAAAUAUAACCAAAAAUCCUUUUCUUGAUAUUGUUAGAGAAACUUACAAAGAUACAAGAAUAUAUGUGUCUGUUGGCUAUUAUCAUGACCACAUCGGGCUCAUGCAGGCUAUGGACGCAAUGAAGCUCUUGGAUUCGGGGGAGUACGCAGCAAUUGGAGUCGAUGUCGAUAAAUAUGAACCCGAAGAAGCAAUUAGAUACCUGUCGGGUCCGUUACGCAAAGAGCCAGGUCCGCGGGUGCCCAAAGCUUUCCGAUCGUACCUCGCAGUGGCCCCCUCCCCCGCGCCGUCAUACCCCGCCUUUGCCAGAGAAGUGAACAGGCGACUGCAGAUGCCACCCUUCAACUUUACUAAUCCCUUGCUCGCUUUGGGAGGCGGGAAAGUGAUCCCAGUAGAAGCGGCGUGGCUUCACGAUGCGGUGUGGCUGUACGCCCGAGCGCUAGCUGAUGUUCUGCGGACAGGAGAAGGAGCACGAGAUGGUCGGGCGAUCGCCCUCCGAAUGAGAAAUACUACUUACCGUAGCGUCAUGGGGUACUGGAUUCAUAUGGACGAUAAUGGCGACGCCGAAGGGAAUUACACACUGCUAUCCAUCGACCCAACGCGCUCUCCCGGACUCUAUCCACUCGCCGUUUUGCACAAAACCGCUCCGGAAUUACGACUCCUUCGAGAGAUCAAAUGGCCUGGCGGCCGGGUUCCACUCUCGGAGCCGCCUUGCGGAUUUCGUGGAGAAAAAUGUGUCAGCCAUGUGGGUGCUUGGGCUCUUGGUGCCUCGGGCGGUACACUGGCCCUUUUAGCGCUAGCUGCACUCGCUCUAUACCGUGGUUGGCGCUACGAGCAGGAACUGGACUCACUGUUGUGGAAGAUCGACUUCAGAGAUCUGCACCUGCCUGACGAAGACCAGCGAACCAACAAACUGAAUAGCAGUGCGGGUGUAAACACGAACUCUAACAACGCGAUCUGCAACGAGAAGGGCAGCACGGGCGGCGCGCGCUCCAGCCAGGUGUCGCUCAGCUCCAACCCCGACCUGGACUUCCGGUACUCGGCUAUCUUCACCGAAGUCGCCUUCUACCGCGGACGACUGCUCGCUGUCAAACGAGUACGAAGGAAUCACAUCGACAUUAACCGCGAAAUUAAAAAGGAACUUAAAAUUAUGCGGGACUUACAACACGACAAUGUGAAUGGUUUCGUAGGAGCCUGUAUCGAGCCACCUAAUGUAUGUGCUCUCUCCGAAUAUUGUACCAGAGGUAGUCUCAAGGACAUUUUAGAAAAUGAAGAUAUCAAAUUGGAUAACAUGUUCAUCGCUUCUCUUGUAGGCGACAUUAUACGGGGUAUGAUCUUCAUCCACGAGUCGCCGCUACAAUACCAUGGGGCGCUGCGGCCCUCCAACUGCUUGGUGGAUGCUCGGUGGGUGGUGAAGCUCGCAGACUUCGGGCUAAGGGAGUUCCGCAGGGGGGAGGUGCCCCCUUCUGAUCCUGUCGCGCUCCGGUCUCACAUUGACAGUCUCGCGUACCUGUCGCCAGAGCUGCUCCGCGGGGCGGGCUGGGGCAAAGACUGCUUCCCCACGUCACUGGAGGUCCGCAGCGGCUCGGCGGCGGCCGACGUGUACGCGUUCGCGCUGCUGCUGUACGAGCUGCACACGCGGCGCGGGCCCUUCGGGGCGGACGCGCCGCCGCCGCCCGCGCUGCUGCGCCGCCUCGCGCACCCCGCGCCCGCGCCCUACAGGCCGCCGCUGGACGCCCUGGCGGGCAGGUUCGACUGCGUGCGCGAGUGCUGCGCCGAGUGCUGGGCGGAGGACGCGAGCGUGCGACCGGACUUCAAGGCCGUGCGCGCGAGACUCCGGCCUCUCCGGAAGGGCAUGAAACCAAAUAUAUUUGAUAACAUGAUAGCCAUGAUGGAAAAGUAUGCAAACAAUUUAGAAGCUUUAGUCGAUGAACGCACGGAUCAGUUGCAGGAGGAAAAGAAGAAAACUGAAGCAUUACUAGAGGAAAUGCUACCGGCCCCCGUAGCCGAGCAGCUGAAACGUGGACGGCGCGUGAUGCCCGAGAGCUACGACUCCGUCACGAUCUACUUCAGCGACAUCGUCGGCUUCACCGCCAUGUCUGCGGAGAGCACGCCGCUGCAGGUGGUUGAUUUUCUGAAUGAUCUCUACACGUGCUUCGAUUCGAUUUUAGAAAAUUUUGAUGUAUACAAAGUGGAGACGAUUGGCGACGCUUAUAUGGUGGUGUCGGGGCUGCCCAUCCGCAACGGCAUCCUGCACGCGGGCGAGGUGGCGUCCAUGGCGCUGGCGCUGCUCGCCGCCACGCGCGCCUUCCGCGUGCGCCACCGCCCCGAGCAGCGCCUGCUGCUGCGCGUCGGCCUGCACUCCGGUCCAGUAUGCGCUGGCGUCGUGGGACUUAAAAUGCCUAGAUAUUGUUUAUUCGGUGACACCGUCAACACCGCCAGUCGAUUCGAAUCUACGGGAGUUCCUUUAAAGAUUCACUGCAGCGGAGCCUGCAAGAUGUUGUUAGAUCAACUGGGCGGGUACGUCCUCGAGGAGCGCGGAAUCGUGUCCAUGAAGGGCAAGCGGGAUCAGGUGACGUGGUGGCUGCGCGGGGAGGAGCCCUCCGCCGCCGCCGCGCGCGCUCGGCGCCGGGCGCACGCGCGCGACCCGCCGCCCGACCACCGCGACCACCGCGACCACCGCGGGCAGCGCAGUUCUCUUAAGACACGGAAUUGGAAAAACCAAGUCGGCAGUUUGCACAGGUGCUGCAGCUUAGAAUCUCCAAAGAAACUUCGUUUUGCUUCUGGAAACCAUUUAGAAUCGCAUACAGAUAGCGUAUUACACCAUCGAAGUGAUGAAUACUUAAUGGAAGUGACGGGCGAGGGCCGCGUGUCGGCGGCGCGGCCCGAGCUGCUGGCGGCGCCCAGCCUGCGCCACGAGCACACCAGCGUGUCGUGCCCCAUCAUCGAGCAGGCCGAGACGCGCUGCGACGUGCGCCUCGUCGUCAACGGCCGCGACCCCGCCGGCGUGCCGCUGCUGGCCGACGCGUAGCCUCUAGUCAAUGCCCGUCCGGAUGGCGAGCUCGUCGUCGGCCCCCGGGACC
Molecule: messenger RNA, 3896 nt
Organism: Vanessa atalanta (red admiral)
Lineage: Eukaryota; Metazoa; Arthropoda; Insecta; Lepidoptera; Nymphalidae
Product: guanylate cyclase 32E
Exons: 26
Coding region: 164-3844 (1226 amino acids)
Biological process (GO): receptor guanylyl cyclase signaling pathway; cGMP biosynthetic process; protein phosphorylation
Molecular function (GO): guanylate cyclase activity; ATP binding; protein kinase activity
Source: RefSeq, a predicted model, not a curated record